Molecule: messenger RNA, 864 nt
Organism: Ziziphus jujuba (common jujube)
Lineage: Eukaryota; Viridiplantae; Streptophyta; Magnoliopsida; Rosales; Rhamnaceae
Product: MLP-like protein 34
Exons: 2
Coding region: 78-551 (157 amino acids)
Biological process (GO): abscisic acid-activated signaling pathway; defense response
Molecular function (GO): abscisic acid binding; protein phosphatase inhibitor activity; signaling receptor activity
Source: RefSeq, a predicted model, not a curated record
UCUCUAACUAGUUUCCUUCAUUAAACUGAUAUACUUAAAACUGUUUUCUAAACUAUAUUUCAUCUAAUUUUGUGAAAAUGCCUCAAAUCAGGAAGGGGGAGCAACAAAUAGAAGUCAAAGCCUCUGCUGAGAAGUUGUACGGUAUGUGGAAGCAGAAGCCAUACGAGAUCGCCAUUGCUGCCCCUGAUCAAAUUCAAAGCUGUGAAUUACGUGAAGGUCAAUGGGGCAAAGUGGGUUCUGUCCUUCACUGGAAGUAUACCCAUGGAGAUGGGAAAGUUAGAAUUGCCGAGGAGAGAGUGGAAGAAAUUGAUGAUGAAAACUAUUCUAUCACUUUCGCAAAGAUCGGAGGAGAUGUUAUGGAACAUCUAAAGAGUUUCAAUGCCACGUUGAAGUUUAUACCAAAAGAAGCUGGCUGCGUAGUGCAGUGGAUUAGCGAAUAUGAGAGCAAGCAUGAAAUACCUGUUAUGCCUGCAGGGUCAGCCAACUCCAACAAGGAUGAAUAUGUUGUUGACCUCAUCAAAAGCGUUGAUGCUUACCUUUCUAAGGCAUAAGCUAAACCUUCAUCAGUAGAUGAUUAAAGGUGUUUGACGUUUUGUUUUUCUUAUAAUAAGUAUUAUAAUUAAGUCAUAUAAUAAGAAGUUCAGCAUCAUUGUCUAAGAAGGCCGUGAUUUUAUCACCGAACUUCUAGUUAAGUGUGUUCUUAUAUUAAUAUGAAAGUCUUAUAGUUUGGACGUUCUUAAUAAUCUUAUAUAUAUUGUAACUGUUUAAAUUUAAUAUUUUCUUCUAAUAUAUGUGAUUUUAAAUGUAAUGUACUAAAGUUGUGUACGAUAAAUAAAAGUUUAAUAAAAAAAAGUUUAUUUACUA